AUGGUACCUGAAGGGCGGGCUCUGGGGCGCAUGUACGAGAAUCUUGCCGAGAGGAGAGAGUCCUUGUCGGAAGGCGCUCUCAAACCUCUGCAGCUAGUCGUGGAGCGCGAUCGGUUGAUGGCACUAGAUGGUAAUCGACGCCUAGCUGUACUGAAGGCACUGCACUGUCGGCAUCCUGAAGUGUUCGAUGGUUGGCUGGAUGAGUGCCAUGUGCUCAUUUCACCGUCUACGGCGCGUCUCAAACGGAAAAUUACAACAUCCCCGAUGAUCGAUGGUCGGACGGUCCGUUUUGAGGCACACGCGAGAGUUUCUGAUGAGGUACCCUACUGGGCACGAGGUCUCUACUUCGUCAACAGCGGUCCUGCCUUCACGAGAGGCAUGCUGUUGGAUGAUAUCUCAGGCUAG
Messenger RNA from Perkinsus marinus ATCC 50983, 405 nucleotides. RefSeq lists its product as hypothetical. The record is from RefSeq and is a predicted model, not a curated record. NCBI's taxonomy places the organism in Eukaryota, Perkinsozoa, Perkinsida, Perkinsidae. The coding region runs from base 1 to 405 and encodes 134 amino acids. The transcript is spliced from 3 exons.